Molecule: messenger RNA, 567 nt
Organism: Amphimedon queenslandica
Lineage: Eukaryota; Metazoa; Porifera; Demospongiae; Haplosclerida; Niphatidae
Exons: 2
Coding region: 1-567 (188 amino acids)
Molecular function (GO): nucleic acid binding
Source: RefSeq, a predicted model, not a curated record
AUGGAGUUACCACUGACCGUUCAUGGCAAUAAAUAUGUCACUGUAUUUAUGGACUAUCUGACCAAGUGGGUUGAAGCAUUUCCAGCUGCAGACGAAACCAGUGAGGCAAUAGCUAUAUUACUUGCUAAUGAGAUAAUUUUUCCACAUGAAGAUGUCUAUCCAUUCACAGGAAUUGAAAAAAUCAAUACUACUAGCCAUCUACAGAUGGACAAAUUGGUGGAAAUUAUGGACAGGAUCCUUCACGCUAUGAUUGCUAAGUACAGCUCACUACAAGGUGAGAAUUUGGACGAAUACUUACCGAAACUAUCAUUUGCUUAUUGUACCAUGUACCAUGAGAGUACCAAGGAAUUGCGUUUCUUCCUACUGUAUGGGAGGGAUGCAUUAAUACGUGGUGAUGAAGCGCUAUCUCACAGGAGGCAUACUGGUAUGGUUGAUGUAGACGAUUACAAAUCUGAACUGAUGAUUAGUUUGGCCAAAGCAUGGUAUAUCACCUGGAGCUCAAUUUCUAAGGCCCAGAAGGCUCAAAAGAAGCAGAAUGAUAAGGAGGUCCGAGUAAAAGCCAUCUGA